Molecule: messenger RNA, 1989 nt
Organism: Castor canadensis (American beaver)
Lineage: Eukaryota; Metazoa; Chordata; Mammalia; Rodentia; Castoridae
Source: RefSeq, a predicted model, not a curated record
UUUCCCAACAAAAAAGAAAACUGAUAAAGGAAGGAGGAAUGGCUGUUGGACUUUGUAAAGUCAUGUCUCAGGGGUUUGUGACCUUCAGAGAUGUGGCUCUAAACUUUUCCCAAGAGGAGUGGGAAUGGCUGGACCCGUCUCAGAAGGAUUUAUACAAGGAAGUCAUGUUGGAGAACUACAAGAACUUGGUAUGGCUUGGACUCUCCAUGUCUAAACCCAACAUGAUCUCCUUAUUGGAGCAAGGGAAAGAACCCUGGAUGAUGGAAAGACAGGUGCCACAUGAUCAAUGUGCAGACUGGAAGUCUUGGUGUGAAAUUAAGGAAUUGCCUCCAAAAUGGUUCAUUAAGGAUGAAGAAAUAUCCCAGGAGAUGGUAAUGGAAAGGCUCACACAUCAUGGUCUUGAACACUCCAGUUUCAGAGAAACCUGGAAAUGUGAGGGUGAGUUUGAGUGGCAUCAGGGAGGUCAGGAGAAGCAUUUCAAGACAGUGACAACUGUUAAGGACAUCUCUACUGGGAAAGGAGACAAUGAACAUAAUAACUCUGGAAGAAGCACCCCUGUGAAGUCAGCACUCUUAACUCAAAAGAAAGUUCCUAUAGUAAAGCAGGUAGAUGAAUUUGAUAUUUAUGAUAAAAUUUUCCCCCCAAAUUCAGUCAUAAUUGACUGUAAAAGACUACAUGCUGAGAAGGAGUCUUUGGUAGGAAAUGAAUGUGGAUUCAAACGGAGUACACACUUUGGUGAGGAUACAAGAAUUCCUUCUGGUGAGAAAUCUUAUGAAAUUAAUGACUUUUCAAAUCUCUUAAGUUUUCACUCAUUACUUACUCAACACCCAUCCACUCAUUUUGGAAAAUUACCCCAUGAAUAUGGUGAAUGUGGUGAUACUUUUAGCUGUUACUCAUUCUUUACUCAGCCUCGGAGGAUUCACAGUGCUGAGAAGCCAAAUGCAUGCAGUGACUGUGGGAAAGCCUUUAGCCAUGACUUCUUUCUCAGUGAACAUCAGAGGACUCAUACUGGAGAGAAACCAUACGAAUGUAAGGAGUGUAACAAGGCCUUCAGACAGAGCGCACAUCUUGCUCAACAUCAGAGAAUCCACACUGGAGAGAAACCUUUUGCAUGCAAGGAAUGUGGGAAGGCUUUCAGUCGUUAUGCCUUCCUCAUUGAACAUCAAAGAAUUCACACAGGAGAGAAACCAUACGAAUGUAAGGAAUGUAACAAAGCCUUCAGACAGAGCGCACACCUUAACCAGCAUCAGAGGAUUCACACAGGAGAGAAACCCUAUGAGUGUGAUCAGUGUGGAAAAGCCUUCAGCAGACGCAUAGCCCUUACUCUUCAUCAAAGAAUUCACACAGGAGAAAAGCCCUUCAAAUGUAGCGAAUGUGGGAAGACCUUUGGGUAUCGCUCACACCUUAAUCAGCAUCAGAGAAUUCACACAGGAGAAAAGCCCUAUGAGUGCAUCAAAUGUGGAAUUUUUAGGACUGACUCACAACUUAAUCGACACCAUAGAAUUCAUACUGGAGAGAAACCAUUUGAAUGCAGUAAAUGUGGGAAAGCCUUCAGUGAUGCUUUGGUUCUAAUUCACCAUAAGAGAAGUCAUGCAGGAGAGAAACCCUAUGAAUGUAACAAAUGUGGGAAGGCCUUCAGCUGUGGCUCGUACCUUAACCAACACCAGAGAGUUCAUACAGGAGAGAAACCCUAUGAAUGUAAUGAAUGUGGGAAGGCCUUCCAUCAGAUCUUGUCCCUCAGGCUGCACCAGAGAAUCCAUGCUGGAGAGAAGCCCUAUAAAUGUAAUGAGUGUGGGAAUAAUUUUAGCUGUGCCUCAGCCCUUAGACGACAUCAGAGAAUUCAUAACAGAGAAACCCUCUGAUUAUAACAAGUACAGGAAAGGUAAAGAAAACUUUUAGUCACCAUUCAAUCCUUGUUGAAUAUCAAUGAAUUGUUUGGUUAGUAAUUCUGUGCAUGCAGCAUAUAAGGAAGAGCCUUCAGUUUAUGAU